Quercus lobata is the source of this 1499-nucleotide messenger RNA. RefSeq lists its product as uncharacterized. The transcript is spliced from 6 exons. Lineage: Eukaryota; Viridiplantae; Streptophyta; Magnoliopsida; Fagales; Fagaceae. The record is from RefSeq and is a predicted model, not a curated record. The coding region runs from base 248 to 838 and encodes 196 amino acids.
AUGGAGCUGGGUUCACCACGUAUGUCAAGGACAAAGAUCAUGUUCUGCACGGUUUCCAAGGCUUCAAAAUGUCGCUGCCAACAGUGUCCAAGUUGUAUAGUACAUUAUCUUGUUGUAACUGUACUGUUAACUCCACGUGUUCAUGACACUAGCUGUUUUGUUCACAGAGAAUGUUAUACAUGACUGAUAGCAUUGCCAUUGUUUUGAAGAGAGAGAGAGAGAGAGAGAGAGAGUGAGAGUGGGAGAGAUGGCUAAUCACAAUUUGGUUAUAGAUGCAUGGAUUAAAGAAGCUGAAGAGGCUCUAAAGCUGGUGGAAGGUUUAGAGAACACAAUCAAGAACAGGAACCCAGAGCAUUUCAGCCUCAGACGCACUGCAAAAUCAAAGCUUUUGGAGCUUGGUGUGAAGCUUGAUCGCUUAGAAUCACUGCUUCACAACCCACCCUCCAAACCCAACUUAACUGAUGAAGAAUUGAAAUUCCGAUGGAAAAUGCUAUCAGAUAUUCAGCUAAGAACAAGAGAAGUGGCUCUUAGUCUCUAUGCGUUUCCCUCCCCAAACAGGUCAGGAGGCUUACCUGCUGCAGAUGCAGAUGCCAAAGAAAACAGCACAGCAAUCAAGAGUUGUUGCCAAGAUCAAAUGAAAGUUUCUUCCUCUGAAGAAGAUUCAGAGCUUCUGGAACCACUUUUUUCAGAUGAUGCAACCCAAAGCCAUUCACAGUUUGGUUCUUAUAGACCAAUGAGUCUGCUUUGGAAGGCUUGCUGGACAAUCAUGGUUUUUUUGCUAGUGGCUGCACUGCUGUUCAUCUUUGUUCUCCUCCGUGCAGUUUUAUUAUCUAUGUAGUCAGCCUAAUGUUUUGGUGUUGGGUGGAUUUUUCCAUAAUUUUGAAGCAGCAUAUAUUUAUUGUUUUUUUCUUUUUCUUUUUGGGGGUUAAAAAGGUGAAGUCAUUAGCAAUUUAUUAAUUAUAUAUUUGUUCAAAUUUUGGCAUUGUGUAACAGCCAAAGCCUCUUUUGAAGCAUCAAAUGUAUGGUUAAAAUUACAUAAGCAAUAUAGGUCAGAGAGUUGUAUGGGAUUGAUUGUUACUUACAUUCCAUUUGUUUUAGUGGAAAAUGUUUUUAUGAGGAAAAUUGUUUUUAGUGUUUGGUUACUAUCCAAAAAAUAAUCCCGAUAUGCGAUAACAUUUUAUGCUGUUUAGCAUUUUGGCUUACACGAAGAAGUCAUUAAUAUUUCAUGUAGGCACAGUAGCUAUAGAGAUGAUGGUGGUGGUGGUGGCGGCGAUGGCGUAGCAGUGGCGGUGGUGGUGGUGUUGGGUUGGUGUUAGUGGCACUAUGGGGAUUGGGGAGAAAGGAUAGGCUGUGAAGCCUAAUUUGUAAAGUGGAAUAAAUUAGGCAAUGAAACCCAUUGCGUGAAGUAAUUGGGCUCGCUAGGAGGCCCAUUUUGAGUUUUAACGGGAAGUGUAGAAGGUGGGCUUGUUAGGUGGCCCAUUGUAUAUGAUGAAGAUGAG